GUGAUUAAAUGUAGAGCCAGCCGGAAAUUUAGGCCGGAAUCAGACUACACAUUGAAGAAUGAGAAUUGAAAAUUGAAAGAUUGAAGUUCGAUCAAUUAGAAAAGGAGCCAAAAUUUCUUUCUUUUUAUUGGUGAAAUUUCAAUCUUUAAUCAUCAAUCUGAAUCUUUAAUGCAUAGUUUGAUUCCAGCCUUAGAAUACAUAGAUUUAAAGUAAUAUCCUGAUUAGCUCAUCGACUUAAGUUCAUAUCUUAAGUUAAUGAAACCAUACAGUAAAUCUACACAGCAUGAAGUUAAGGAAAUAGAAAUUCCAGUACCUUGGGGCAAAGUGGCUGGUAAAUUAUGGGGAUCGCAAAAUAAACAACCUAUCCUGGCUUUGCAUGGUUGGCAAGAUAAUGCUGCGUCAUUUGAUAACAUAGCACCAUUUAUUAUGAAAAAUGUACCUGUUCUGGCAAUUGAUUUACCUGGACAUGGUCUAUCUUCAUGGUUACCACCAGGAUUUAUGUAUAGUGAAUUGAUAUACUUUUUGUUAAUCAAAAGAAUUAAAAGAUAUUUUGGAUGGGAAAAAAUAAAAGUAAUGGCGCAUUCCUUAAAUGCAAUGACAAUAUAUUGGUAUGCUGCGACUUUUCCAAUGGAGCUACAAUAUGUUAUAGCUUUGGAUUUUUUCAAAUUUGUAUCUAUUAGUACAAGCAUACAUACUCCUAUAUUUAGAAAUGCAGUUGAUGCGUUUUUUAAACUUGAGGAAGAUUAUGUUCAACCAAGUUAUACGCAAAGUGAGAUUAUGAAGAAGAUAUCUACAGGACUAUAUAUGUUAAAUUUAGAUGAAUCAUCAACUAAAAUACUUAUGACUAGAGGUGUUAUGCAAAAAGAGGAUGGAAUGUAUGUUGUAAAUAGAGAUCCUAGAAUGCGAGUUAUACCCAUCCAUAAUAUGGUUUCGUCAGAGCAAGUAGAAGAGUACGCAAAGUUUAUAACAUGCCCAUAUUUAAUAAUCAAAGGAGACAUUAAUUUUUAUGGUGAGGACAGAGAACUCUUUUAUAAGACGCUGGAAAUAAUGAGAGCAACUAAUGACACAGUACAAUUUGAGAUUCUGUCAGCAACACAUCAUCUUCAUCUCACACAUCCAAAAGAUACAGCAGCAAUUAUCAAUCCCUUUUUAGAAAAAUAUGAUUAACUAUCCACAUACUCUCAAGACACAAAUAUAAUAAUCACGCGUUAUAAUGGAUCAUUCUUAUGCUGAGUUCAAUUUAUAUUACGAAAUUUUGGUUUGAGUAUCCAGCUAAAUAUAAUAGACGACAAUUGAAAUUUGUAAUUUUGGAAAAUAG
This is a messenger RNA of Atta colombica, 1318 nucleotides long. RefSeq names its product probable serine hydrolase. Lineage: Eukaryota; Metazoa; Arthropoda; Insecta; Hymenoptera; Formicidae. The transcript has 3 exons. The record is from RefSeq and is a predicted model, not a curated record. The coding region runs from base 256 to 1167 and encodes 303 amino acids.